Messenger RNA from Dendronephthya gigantea, 2369 nucleotides. RefSeq names its product dipeptidyl peptidase 3-like. Lineage: Eukaryota; Metazoa; Cnidaria; Anthozoa; Malacalcyonacea; Nephtheidae. Gene Ontology annotation, molecular function: dipeptidyl-peptidase activity; metalloexopeptidase activity. The transcript has 16 exons. Gene Ontology annotation, cellular component: cytoplasm. Bases 50 to 2239 code for a protein of 729 amino acids. Gene Ontology annotation, biological process: proteolysis. The record is from RefSeq and is a predicted model, not a curated record.
ACAAGCACAAGACUUUCCUUUCAUAAUCGUCUUCCAAUUUGUUUUGGAAAUGGCAAAUACAACCGAUCUAUCGCAAUUCCUAAUACCAAAUGAAGUACCGUUUAAUUUCUUGGAAUGUAAGAAAGCUUUUGAUGCCCUGACUCUCAAAGAAAAGCUAUAUGCACAUCACAUUUGUCAGGCAUCCUGGCAAGGGGCUUUAGUUUGUCUCUUGCAAACAUCCCCAGAAUCUCCGGGCAUUUUCCUUCUUUUUCAAAAAAUCUUCUCGGCCGAAAGUGUGGAAAGCUUCUGUGCUUCUGCUCAACAGGAUGAAGCCAGUUUGACAGACACUGAAAUAAAGAAUUUGAUUGUUUUUGUGGCCAGUUUUUAUGGUAACAUGGGAAACUAUAAGUCAUUUGGAGAUACUAAGUUUAUUCCAGGACUGUCAAAGGAAAAAUUCAAGUCUGCCAUAACACGUUGUGUGGCCUACAAAAACGAUAAAGAAAUGAUUGAAAAUCUCUGCACAGCAGUCCUUGAUGAUCUUUAUAAUUUGAAUGACAGAAGAAAACAGCUUGGGCUGGAAGAACAGGGUUUAUCAACAUAUUACUCAAGCAACUGCACACGUGAUGAUGUUGCACUGAUUCAAGAGUUCAUGAAAGAAAAGGAAAUAAGUCCAUACAAUACCAGGUUAUUUAAAGUGGAGAAAGAUGGAAACGUGGAAUAUCAACUUCGUUUAGCUUCUGUUGCAACCACAGUUGAACCUCUGCCUGGACCAGAUGGUCAAGACGACGUAGUUACCGCUUACCUUGGUAACCAUGUUUUUAAGAAAAAUACCAUCAAAGUUCAACGCGGUGAUUACUCUGGCAUUCUUAAAGGAAUGGUACAUCACCUUACAGAAGCUGAGAAAUAUUCGGCAAACGAAAACCAAUCCGCAAUGCUGAAGGAAUACAUUCAUUGCUUUAACACGGGUUCCAUCGAAGCACAUAAAAAUGGAUCAAGACACUGGAUCAGAGAUAAAGGUCCUGUGAUUGAAAGUUAUAUAGGGUUCAUAGAAAGCUACCGAGAUCCUUUUGGUGUGCGCGGAGAGUUUGAGGGUUUUGUGGCGAUGGUGAAUAAAGAAAUGAGCAAAAAAUUUGCAGAUUUGGUCGACGCUGCCACAGAUCUUCUUCCUUUGUUACCAUGGCCACAAGAAUACGAAAAAGAUAAAUUUCUGAGACCAGAUUUUACUUCGUUAGAUAUCUUGGGAUUUGGUUCAAGUGGUGUACCGGCAGGAAUCAAUAUUCCAAAUUAUGAUGACAUCAGACAAAAGGAAGGGUUCAAGAAUGUGUCUCUUGGUAACGUUCUAGCAUCGCACAGCAGUAAUGAGAAAGUCACGUUCGUGCAGGAAGAAUAUCAGGAACUAUUCAGCAAGUUAAAAGCACCGUCAUUUGAAGUUCAAGUCGGUUUACACGAGUUACUGGGUCAUGGUAGUGGAAAACUUUUCCAAUUGAAUGAAGAUGGGACGUUUAAUUUUAACGAAAAUACAGCCAUUCCUGACACUGAUUCAACUGUUAAAAGCUGGUAUAAACCCGGGGAGACAUGGGAUAUAAUAUUCCAAGAAAUUGCAUCGACCUACGAGGAAUGCAGAGCGGAAUGUGUUGGCUUGUAUCUUUGUUUAAAUAACAAAGUACUGAGUAUCUUUGGUCACGAAGGUGAAGAUGGAGCGAACAUCAGUUAUAUCAACUGGUUAAACAUGGUUCGAGCCGGCUUGAUCGCUCUGGAGUUUUACACACCAGAAAACAAAAAAUGGCGGCAGGCCCACAUGCAGGCAAGAUAUGUUAUACUUCAAGUGUUGUUGGAAGCUGGAGAAGAUCUUGUGACGAUAAAGAAGACUUUCGGCGAAGAUGGCAAAGAAAACCUUUUCGUUCAACUUGAUCAAGAAAAAAUACAAUCUGUUGGGAGAGAGGCCAUUGGAAAGUUCCUCAAGAAACUGCAGAUAUACAAAUCAACAGCUGACUUUGAACAGGGAAAGAGGAUGUACGAUUCUUAUUCCAGCGUAGGGGAGGAAUUCCUGGAAUUACGUAAAAUUGUUCUGGCCAGAAAACAACCUCGACGAAUGCUGGUUCAAGCGAACACCAAGAUACAAGGUGAUGACGUCAUAUUAUGUGAAUACCCCGCAAGUGCUGCUGGGAUGAUUACGUCAUUCACAGCAAGAUAUCCUUCCCAUGAUCCUGUCUUAGAGAAACUGUGGCAGGAAGAGGCGAUCUAUCAUGCGUACAAAUAAUUCAUGUUUUUCAGUGUAGUAUAGGUAAAAAGUGUCUCGUUGAAUAAAUGAAACUUCGUCUGGUAGUAAACAUUUAUUAUUUUACGUUAAAAUGUUGUUAUUUCAAAGCUAGUCUUGCCACUGUAGAUCG